AUGGCGUUUUGUGAAACGGCGCAGUCGGCGGCGGUCCAGCGUCAAAUCAAAUCCACAGGCAGCAGCAACCACAGUCCAUCGAGGUAUGUACAUGGCUCCGUCAUCUUCGCCGUCCACUUGCAUCGAACAUCCGUCGCAGGAAGACGCGUGCAGACACUGGUGGCGCCUCCAGCCGUGCAAAUCUGGGACAACUGCCUCCAUCCACUACAGUACCUCCUCUUGGAAUUGGAUACUCGUCUAAUCCGCUUAAACGCGUCCACGCCGACCACCAGCGCCCCCAAGACCACUCCGCGCCUUCGCCCUCUUCGUUGCCUGCCCAACAAACUCAAAUAA
Molecule: messenger RNA, 333 nt
Organism: Aphanomyces astaci
Lineage: Eukaryota; Oomycota; Saprolegniomycetes; Saprolegniales; Verrucalvaceae
Exons: 2
Coding region: 1-333 (110 amino acids)
Source: RefSeq, a predicted model, not a curated record